AUGGGGGCCCCGAUAUGCAAUGGACAGGCUGCCUCCUCUGUGCGUCCUCGCCGAACCUCUAGCGGAACACAAGCCGAUGAACACGACACCGCAUGCUUCCUUCUAGCUGCAGCAGCAGCAGCUGCACAGGACAAGAAAGCGCAGCAGGAUCCUUGUAGACUGGAGUGCAGCAGCCGCUUACUGCUAAAGUACACUCUCCUUGCUCUUCUUCUUUGCUCUUGCCUCUGCGCCGGAUAUAUACUGGGCACCCUCUACCCUCCUAGAACGAAAGAAGACACGUCUUUUACCUUCUCAGAAUGGGCUCAUGCGCAUCGCCGUCUCUCUGCUGCUGGUGGCGAUGGCAGCGGAGGCAAUGAAGAGUCUGGUUCGUUGGAGGGGAUAAAGGAAGAGAAAGGGGAGAGCAAAGGGGAGUCCCCAAAGGGGCCCCGGGACCCCCAGCCAUCCCCAUCUGAGGAGAUGAACGAAGGAGCAAGCAGCGACACGCAGUUGGUGGCUGUUGCGCCUUCUUCGCCCCCAUCCUCUCCAGCCAUCACGCCUUCACCCACCAGCAGCAGCAGCAAACAAGACCCACCUGCUGGCUCUGAAAGCGCAGCUGCUUCCGCUCAAACAACUGUAGUUGAUGGGGAGAAAGAUGCAAAAGAAGUUUCUCCAGUAUCUCCCGUUCAGCCAGCCCCUCCUACUGUGGGCAACAGCACAGGCGGAAGGGGGACCAGCCGCAAGCAGCGCCGCAGAAAGAGGAAAGCAGAACUUAUAAAUGGCCCGGACCCUCACACAUACCGCAAGGAGUUGUGUACGAUGCUGAGGAUGGACACGACGCUGCAGGCUUGGUAUGCACUAGUGGUGCUGUAUGUGGCGGAGUGGCCAACGUACGCGCGCCACGGCACCGGAGGGGACGCUUACUUGUGUUAUCUGAAGAGGUUGGCGGAGAAAUUCGAAGUUCCGAGGCACGCAGCAGUGCAGGUGCAGAUGCUGUAUGCAGAGGAACUCUCCUGCGGCACGCCUUCUUUUUUCCUAGAGGGACUUAAAAUAGUGGGAAAGGACAUUCAUCGGCAUCACGACCUGAUAUCGGUGUUGCGGAAGUAUCGCGAAGAUUCGGACUUCGCCGAUUUAAUUGACUACACCCAAGUCACGAAACUGCCAGCAGACGAUUCAUUUUCGGGCUUUCCCAUGAUGCUCAGGACGGCCUUCGAAGGAUUCGCUUUUUGCUUCAGCAAAAACUUGUACAUCAGACCUGACAAAAAAAGCGAUGGUCACCACUCUAGACGCAGUGAAGGAACCGGAGUUUUGACAAUGAACGACUUCUACAACACGUACGUGCGGCAGUACCAACACAACCAAUUUCAGUAUUGGCUGCUUUUGAUGAUGGCAAGCGUAAUGAAGCGAGUCGUGUCAAGCAGGCCGCACGCAGGAUUUAUGGUGUUGAAGUUUGACUCAGCACAAGCUUUGGGCCUGAACAGGGGGCGCAGCGGUGCGAGCGAGUUGGACAAGGCGGCGAUCGACUCCCUGCAGCGGCAGGUGGCUGCCAGCGUUGAGGGGAAGCUGGAUCGAUCGUUGCAACGGUUUCAGAAUCUUGGGUUUGUGCAGGGUCCGCCGACUGCGGCGACCUCCGCCAUGCGGCCGACCGUCUCGGUGACGGGAUAUUUGGAGCGCACGAAGGGGGGUAGCUUUGUAGACCACGGCAUAUUCGGGAUGGACAUGGACAUAGACACUUUAGAAGAGCUCAAAGAACGCAUGCUACCGGGGAACCUCCUUGUAGAUGUUUCGCUUGUCGACCCGUGGAGCUCCAGGCCUCUGGCAGAUUGGCCCGAUCCGCUGCAACGCGACGUCCUCGGGCUGACUUCGUACACCGCGACACAGCUGCUUUGUGCAGAGCUGCAGUGGGAUCCGUCGCUGGGCAACCUGGGGCAUGUGGAGGUGGUGUACUCGGGGUUUGCUGAUGUGUACGACUCUGUUGGGGGGGCGCAGCAGUCAAAGGCGAAGUUCGACCCGGAUGUGCAGGUGCUGCUGCUGCGGGACAACCAGAAGUUUGUAGAGGACGGACUAGAAGAAGGCAGCAAAGAGAAGAUCACGAACCUCAUGGCGCAGGAGCCGCUGCAGUGGGGACAGAAGAGGGUCAUUGAUGCAGAAAGAAUCAAAUGGAAAGGCGUCGCCAGGCUGCUAAGGGGCGGUCAGCUGUACAGAAAGAGUGCCUUCGGGACGGGCUUACCUCCCGCGCUUCGCAGGAACGCAGAAGAUCUCCUUAAACCCAAUGUCGUCCUCAUUCACAUCGUUAUUCAAGGCUUAGGUGAUAUGACGCCAGAUACCUUGGGUUUCGAUAUGACAGCAAGCGAAAUGGCCAGUCGCCUCGUCCGGAGAUGCAGAGGUAUCUACGACCCGGUCCUGCUUAAAUCCGUCACUCCGUUUGUUAAGGAGAUGCAGGUCAAGAACGAGCGGCAGUGCGUUGGGGACAUGCCGAAGUGGGUGGUGUUGGUGUCGACUCUGGGUGUGGCUCUUUUCUUUAUUAUUCUGAUAACGCUGUUGCUGUACCACGACAAGAUAAAACUCCCCUGGUGGAUUAUGUGCAUUUGCAGCAGCCGAGCCCCUUGGGAAGAGUCCUCAGCAGCCUCAAGCGUGUCGAACGGCUUUGGUCCUGAAAUACUAGAAAAGCAGAGUAACUCAACGCGUGACAUCAUUGCGUUUGCCCCGCCGUUGAAAGAAAUGACGUCAAGUUUGUCAUGA
Molecule: messenger RNA, 2718 nt
Organism: Eimeria acervulina
Lineage: Eukaryota; Apicomplexa; Conoidasida; Eucoccidiorida; Eimeriidae
Exons: 7
Coding region: 1-2718 (905 amino acids)
Source: RefSeq, a predicted model, not a curated record